Letharia columbiana is the source of this 1233-nucleotide messenger RNA. RefSeq lists its product as uncharacterized. NCBI's taxonomy places the organism in Eukaryota, Fungi, Ascomycota, Lecanoromycetes, Lecanorales, Parmeliaceae. The transcript has a single exon. The coding region runs from base 1 to 1233 and encodes 410 amino acids. The record is from RefSeq and is a predicted model, not a curated record.
AUGUCAGCCUCGCUUCUUUCGCCCUUCGAAUGCCUACUCGCUGGCGUAAAGCAGCCAAUCUCAGUGAACAUCCGGUUGUACCACCCGGCCUACUCCCCCGCCUUUCCUACCACCUACCUUCACUCCUUCCUUCCUCUAGUGUCCAAGCUCUCUUUACGACGCGUAUCCCCAAUAACGAAAGCCUGGGUCGACUCUGCGGAUCCUUCGGUCUUCUCAAACCUCAGUCUCCUUUUUCCCCUCAACAUCUUCUCGACCGAAGAACUGUCAGCCCUCCACAACAUCUCCCCACAAUGUGAACACCUCACCGUCACCGUGGCGCAAUAUACUCCGGUACCCAGACGUAACGACGUUACCCCCCUGCCAUCUUUCCCCCGCUUGGAACACCUCGACCUCACCGCCCCGGAUGAUGACCCUUUUCAGGGUCUCCUCUCCUUCCGCCUCGCGCUCCAAUGUGCACACAUACCGCUCCUCACCCGCCUCACAAUCAACAACCUCUCUUUCUCCGGCAUCCAAGCCCUCCGCUGGGGCAGCUUCACCUCCUUCGGCGAUGCCGGCUGGACGGGCAAGAACGUGUGGCACGGGUUGAAAGAGCUCGAUGUCAAAGUCGUGCGCCGGCACGACGACAAGACGCAUGAGAAAGAGCACCACUUCAACCACGAAGCAGCACAGUGGGACACGGAGCCCGUCAAGGCCCGAAGACGCGUCGAAGAAGAUUGGCGCACCUGCACCCGGGUGCUGCACGAUUGGCUCCACUCCUUCGCCGCUGACGGACAGCUGCACACGUUCAGGUUCGAAUGGGUCGACGGCGAAGGACCGAAUCCUUUCCUCCUGGAUGAAUAUGCCUCCGUUGAGGGGAAGAAGGAGUGGUUCAGCGCGCCUCGCAUUCGCUGGACUGGGCUCAGAGAGCUGUGGCUUGGGAACAUGAUCGUUUCGUUGAUGGAUGUACGGCUGAUGAAGGAGAGAAUGCGCGGGUUGGAAAGGCUCGUGGUGCGGUCUGAAUGUCUGAAUCACGGCCUUGAGGGCAUAACAUUUGCCGCGGAUGGGAAGAUGUGGGUCGAACUCCUCGUGGAAGGUCACCGCAUGGGAUUGUGGUCGGAAGUGAAGCACGGUCUCUCGUCGGCAGGAGCGAGGGGGGUUGUUACAGGGAGAGUCUGUUGUCCGAGGAUAGAGCGUCGAUGGUGCUGCCUUUCAUGCUGGAUGUUUCGCCGGAAGAUGAGACGUGUUUGGGAUUAG